Messenger RNA from Hypanus sabinus (Atlantic stingray), 5352 nucleotides. It is a transcript of the gene edar, whose product is annotated as ectodysplasin A receptor. Lineage: Eukaryota; Metazoa; Chordata; Chondrichthyes; Myliobatiformes; Dasyatidae. The coding region runs from base 179 to 1537 and encodes 452 amino acids. The transcript has 12 exons. Gene Ontology annotation, molecular function: signaling receptor activity. Gene Ontology annotation, biological process: positive regulation of JNK cascade; positive regulation of canonical NF-kappaB signal transduction. The record is from RefSeq and is a predicted model, not a curated record. Gene Ontology annotation, cellular component: plasma membrane.
CGGACAAACGCGAGUUCCGUCGGAGCGCAAGGUUGAACAGACAACUACCUGCAGGCUGCAGCUACUUGGCUAAAAGUCUGUUGGCAACCCAGCACUGCCUUCAUGUUCAUCCAUCGCCCGGUGAUAGUUGCGAACUCAGAUACAAGGAGAUUGAAGUCUCUAUUAUUCAUAUAAUUUCAUGAAUAGAAAGAUGUUGCAGCUGGGCAACUUUCUUCUUAUGUUGGUAUUGUUCAUCUCUUCUAUUACUGCUGAUUACUUUUCUCAGUGUGGAGAAAAUGAAUAUUUUAAUCAGACCCUUGGUGCUUGCCAUGCCUGUCCACAAUGUGGGCCAGGUGAAGAACCUGUUUUGAACUGUGGUUACGGAGUUAAGGAUGAGUCAUAUAGCUGCCAUCCUUGCCAGAAUGGCAAAUUCUCAAAGGGUGUCUAUCAGAGCUGCCGAAGGCACAAAGAUUGUGAGGGAUUUUAUCGAGCUACUGUCUUAACACCAGGCACUGCGGAAACUGAUGCGGAAUGUGGUCCUUGUAUCCCAGGUUACUACGUUCUGGAUAACACAUCAAGAAACACUUACGCAAAGGUUUGCCACUCCUGUGCAUUAGCACCUCCAAACACCAAGGAAUGUGUGGGAAUCAAUUUGUCUUCAAGUGUUUCAGGCAGUACCAUAGGCAUUAAAACAAGCCCUCCCAUUUUACAAGAAACACACAAAGUAGAUCAGUUGGGCCAAGGACACCUUGGAACUGCUUUAAUAAUUGCAAUGUCCACCAUAUUUAUAAUGGCUAUGGCUAUCAUUUUCAUUGUCAUUUUCUACAUUUUGAAGACAAAGUCUUUUGCCCAGGCUUGUUGUCGUGGUCAUUUGGUGAAAAACGUUGAAGCUCAGCUUGACAACCAAGAGGACAAGAAGGAAAUACAGGAAGAUAUUGUAAUAUUCUCUGACAAAGAUGAAUUUGAUAAUAAACUGAAGGCAGUUCCACCCAAGACUGAGAAAAGUGAAAACGAUGCUUCCUCAGAAAAUGAGCAACUUUUGAGUCGGAGUACGGAUAGCGAUGAAGAGGCUGCUUUAGAUAAGCGAGGAAUGUCCGAUUUGUGUCUCCUGUCAUUGGUUCCUUUAACUAGAGAAAAAUCAACAAACGCUAAAGCAUGUGGGAUACAGUCACGCAGGGAAAAGAUACUUGAAUUAUGCAAGAAAGUGUGCAGUUUCACAGAAGGACUCAGCCCUACAGAAUUACCAUUUGAUUGCCUUGAGAAAACCAGCAGAAUGUUGAGUUCUACAUACAGCACAGAUAAAGCUAUUGUAAAAACAUGGCGCCAUCUCGCAGAGAGCUUUGGACUGAAAAGGGAUGAAAUAGGUGGAAUGACAGAUGGAAUGCAACUCUUCGAUCGUAUAAGCACAGCAGGUUACAGCAUCCAUGAUCUGUUGACAAGACUCGUGCAUAUUGAAAGAAUGGAUGCUGUGGAAGCCUUGUGUUCGGAUGUUCUAGAGUACACACAGGGUCGACCAAUCACCAAUCCUGCCAACUCACCCAAAUGUCUGAAUUUGUAGACAAAAGCCACAGAAUAUGAAAAAUAGUUUGUAAAUCAAAAAUGUUAUGUUCCAUUUUACCAGGAAUUUUGAGUCCGGUGAAACAAAAUUCUAUAGAAUUUCCAUUUAACUUCAAUUUUUAUUCUGGUGCCUGACUUCUGUGUCAUUAAGAGGCAUUAGGGAACAAUUUUGAAAGGUCAAGUGCAUUUGAAAAAAAGUUUUAGAAUAUCAAAAGUACAGAUUUAAUUCUGUUCUUUUUAUAAUGCAUAAAGUGGAAGGAAAAAUAAACAAAAACAAGACAGGCUGAAGAAGAAUGGAAAUGUGGCUGCAAACUAAAUUACUCCAAAACAUCAUUUCCAUUAACUGGGGAUUUCUUUCUAACACUAUUUCCUGUAGUAAAGCAGAACUCAUGCAAUGUUAGGAAAGACUAAAUAAUAACAUUGGAUCCAGGCCUUCCCAAUUAUAGUUUAUGGUCAACUUGUGAAACAGUACUUACUAUUUAUUUACAUCAAUCCUUCUCGAAGUUAGAACAGUACAGCACAGUCCAGUCCCUUCAGCUCAUGAUGUUGUGCCUAUCCUUUAAUCUACACCAAGAUCAAUCUAACCCUUCCCUCUCACAUAGCCCUCCAUUUUCCUUUUAUCAACUGCCCAUGUAAGAGUCCUUUAAAUGUCCCUAAUGUAUCUUCCUCUACCAUCACCCAUGGCCACACAUUCCAAGUACCCAUCACUCUGUGUAAAAGAAAACCUUCCACUGACAUCUAUGCUAUACUUUCCCCUAAUCACCUUAAAAUAAUGCUCCCUCAUUUUAACCAUUUCCACCCUUGGAAAAAGUUUCUGGCUCUCCACUCUAUCUCAAUCAUCUUAUGUACCUCUAUCAAGUCACCUCUCAUCCUCCUUUGCUUUAAAGAAAAAAACCUUUCCUCGUAAGACAUGCAUCUGUGGAAUGCUCUGCCUUAGAAGGGAGUGGAGGCCACUUCUCUGGAUGCUUUCAAGAAAGAGUUAGAUAGAGCUCUUAAAGAUGGUGGAGUUAAGGGAUAUGGGGAGAAGGCAGGAAUGGGGUACUGAUUGUGGAUGAUCAACCAUGAUCACAAUGAAUGGUGGGCUGGCUUGAAGGGCCGAAUGGCCUACUCCUGCACCUAUUGUCUAUUGCUAUCUACAGUAAUCCAGGCAACAUUCUGGUAAAUCUCCUCCACACCCUCUCUAAAACUUCCACAUACUUCCUAUGAGGAACCACACUGAACAUAAUACUCCAAGUGUGGGCUAACAGGAGCUUUAUUGAUCUGCUACAAUACCUCAUGGCUCCUGAGCUCAGUCCUCUGAUUAAUGCACGCCCAAAGACCAUAUGCUUCUUAAUCACCCUAUCAACUUGUGCAGCAGCUUUGAGGAAUCUAUAUACAGUAGGUGGACCCUAAGAUUCCUCUGCUCCGUCACUGUUAAGAAACUUGCCAUUAACCCUGUACUCUGCCUUCCAAGUUUGACCUUCCAGACUGUAUCAUGUUACUUUUCCUAAAUGAACUUCAUAUGUCACUUCUCAGCCCAGCUCUGCAUCAGAUCAAAGUCUAUUGUAAUCUACAACCUUCUACACUAUUCACAACACCACCAACCUCUGUGUCCUCUGCAAAUUUACUAACCCACCCUUUCAGUUCCUCAUCCAAGUCAUUUGUAAAAAUCACAAAGAGCAGAAAUCCCGAACAGAUCCCUGUAGAACACCACUGGUCACUGACCUCCAAGGAGAAUAAGCUCCAUCUACUACUACCCUCUACCUUCUGGAGCUUUUCCUGUCCGGCCCUGGGAACUUGCCUGUCCUAAUUUUUCAAAAGUUCUAGCACAUGUGUUUUCCUAAUGUCAACACAUUCAAGUAUAUCAGCUUGUUUUACAUGGUCCUCACAAACAUCAAGGUCCCUCUCAGUGGUGAAUACUGAAGGCAUUUAUUAAGGACCUCUCCUACCUCCUCCAACUCCAGGCACAUUUCCUCUACUAUCCUUGAUCAGUCUUGCCCUCUGGCCAUCAUCCUGUUUUUCACAUACACAUAGGACAGCUUGGAGUUUUCUUUAAUCAUAAUCGCCAAGGCCUUCUCAUGCCCCAUUCUUUCUCUCCUCUACAUCCAUUCUUCAGCUCCUUCCUGGCUACCUUGUAAUUCUCUAAACAAUAUCUGAACUUUGCUUCCUAAACCUUAAGUAAGCUUUAUUUUCCCCUCUUGACCCAAUGAUCCACAUCUUCUGCCAAUUAUGGUUCCUUCACCCUACCAUCCUUUCCAUGCCUCAUCCAGUAACCUAGACAAGUUCUCCCGAAACUGUAAUAUUUCCAUUGUGCAUUUCCCUGAGUACAUCUGUUUCCAGUUUGUGCUCCCCAGUUCCUGCCUAAUAGUAUCAUAAUUCCCCUUCCCCUUCCUUUAUUUAAAUACUUUCUGAUAUGGUCUGCUCCUGUGCCUGUCCAAAACAUUAGUAAAGGUCAGAGUUGUGGUCACUGUUUCUGAAAUGUUCACCCAGCAAGAGAAGUCAGCUGACCAGGUUCAUUGACUAGUACCAGAUCCAGCAUAGCCUUCUCUCUACUUAGUCUAUCUUCAUAUAGUAUAAUUCUGCCCCAUCUAAACCUUUUGCACUAAGGAGGUGCCAAUUAACAUUAGGGAAGUUGAAAUCAUCUAUGACAACAACCCUGUUAUUUUUGCACCUUUCCAAAAUCUGCCUCCUGAUCUGCUCCUCUGUAUCUAUAUUGCUAAUGGAGGGUUCCAAUAGAAUACUCCCAAUAGAGUGAUUGUUCCCUUCCUGUUCUGACUUCCACCCACACUAACUCAGCUGACCCUCCCUCCAUGACAUCAUCCCUUUCUGCAGCUGUGACAACUAUCCCUGAUUAGCAAUGCACUUUCCCACCUUUUACCUCACUUCCUGUCUCUUUUGAAACAUCUAAACCUUGGAAUAUAUAGCAGCCAUUCCUGCCCUUGUCUCAGCCAAGUGUCUAAUGCUCUGUUAUUUUACUACUUGCAUUAAAAUAGACACAUUUCAACCCAUCCAGCUGACAACAAUUAUGCCCUUUCCAUUAGCCAUCUUUCCUCACAGCCAAAUGUCAUUAGAAAUGGGGAUGGUUCCGGAGGAUUGGUGUAUUGCUCAUGUUGUUCCAUUGUUUAAAAAGGGUUCUAAGAGUAAACCUAGCAAUUAUAGGCCUGUAAAUUUGAUGUCAGUGGUGGGUAAAUUAAUGGAAAGUAUUCUUAGAGAUGGUAUAUAUAAUUAUCUGGAUAGACAGGGUCUGAUUAGGAACAGUCAACAUGGAUUUGUGUGCGGAAGGUCAUAGUUGACAAAUCUUAUUGAAUUUUUUGAAGAGGUUACUAGGAAAGUUGAUGAGGUAAAGCAGUGGAUGUUAUCUAUAUGGAUUUCAGUAAGGCCUUUGACAAGGUUCAAAGGUAAGGUAAGGUUAGUUAGGAAGGUUCAAUCAUUAGGUAUUAAUAUUGAAGUAGUAAAAUGGAUUCAACAGUGGCUGGAUGGGAGAUGCCAGAGAGUAGUGAUGGAUAACUGUUUGUCAGGUUGGAGGCCGGUGACUGGUAGUUGCCUCAGGGAUCUGUACUGGGUCCAGUGUUGUUCGUCAUAUACAUUAAUGAUCUGGAUGAUGGGGUGGUAAAUUGGAUUAGUAAGUAUGUAGAUGAUACUAAGAUAAGUGGCGUCGUGGAUUAUGAAGUAGGUUUUCAAAGCUUGCAGAGAGAUUUAGGCCAGUUAGAAGAGUGGGUUGAAAGAUGGCAGAUGGAGUUUAAUGCUGAUAAGUGUGAGUUGCUACAUUUUGGUAGGACUAAUCAAAAUAGGACAUACAUGGUAAAUGGUAGGGCAAUGAAGAAUGCGGUAGAACAG